Molecule: messenger RNA, 5583 nt
Organism: Candidozyma haemuli
Lineage: Eukaryota; Fungi; Ascomycota; Pichiomycetes; Serinales; Metschnikowiaceae
Gene: FUN31
Product: serine/threonine protein kinase
Exons: 2
Coding region: 1-5583 (1860 amino acids)
Biological process (GO): intracellular signal transduction; negative regulation of glycogen biosynthetic process; protein phosphorylation
Cellular component (GO): nucleus; cytoplasm; cytosol
Molecular function (GO): protein serine/threonine kinase activity; ATP binding
Source: RefSeq, a predicted model, not a curated record
AUGACUCUCCUAUCUAGGGUGCUCAAUCACAAUUCAGAGAAGGCUAGGCCACAGCUUUCGCCUAGAGUGCUGGCUUCUAACCUUAAAAAACCUCGUGUCAAGCUUUCCAUAGCGUUGGAGUCUCCUCCGGUUAUCUUGUAUGGCCAGCCACACGAGUCUACAGGAUCCAUCAUCUCGGGAGUGUUGAACCUUGAUGUUCUUUCCAACAUAAAAUCUAAGCAUGACGACAGUCCACGAAGAACGCCUGACUUGACGCCUGUAUCUUCCAUGGGAAGCAUAGGUCCAGACUCUGACGUUGAGCUCACGUCAGUGACUCUUCUGCUUGUUCAGACAAUUCGGUACACCAAACCAUUCCAGAUCCCAUCGGGCUCAGUUUCGUCUUGUAAGUCAUGUGCUACGAAAAGAAACACCUUGGCUCAGUGGGAUGUGUUGAUUGAACCUGCUACGUUUUGUGUAGGGACCCAUGCCUAUCCCUUUUCACAUCUUCUCCCUGGUCUGCUUGCUGCAUCUACAAAACUAGGCACUUCCCUGUCCCAAUCGUUUAUCAAGUACGACAUUAUAGCAGUGGCUGUUGCUGGAUCAAAAGAAGUUGUUGCCACACUUCCUCUCUGUGUGCUGAGAUCGAUCCUUAGGGGCCAUGACCGGAAUUCGCUUAGAGUGUUUCCUCCUACAGACGUCACUGCCAGUGCUGUCUUGCCUAAUGUUAUCUAUCCCAAGUCAACAUUUCCAAUUGAGCUACGAUUGAACAAUGUCGUUAGCUCUAAGCAAGAUCGUCGGUGGAGAAUGAGGAAGUUAACCUGGAAGUUAGAAGAAUGCACUAAAGUACGAGCUUCAGUGUGUGACAAGCACAAAUUGAAACUCCACCUUACAAAAGAGCUGCAGAAGCGUGCUCAACUAAACAGAAUGAAAAACGGUGCACACGAAAACAAGUCAUCCGGUCUUCACCAUCUGACAGUCCAAACAUCUAUGCGUCUUGAUGCACCUACCAGCCAAGUCUUGACUGCCGCCGAUGCUGCUGCUAUUGCAGAAGCCGCAACUCCUGGUAACCAAGAUGUUGAUGAACAGCCCGUACUCGACGAAGGCGUUCCAAAUAGACCUAUUGACGAGGCACUCAAUUUUGACCUGGACUUCUCACAUCUUAGAGCAUCAACCGAGGCAGAGAGAGCUAGCCCUCUGCCAGCAAGCAACCAAACGGCUAACGGUAAUCUGACACCAAGCAGUGGCUCCAGUCGUCGUGACCAUUUUGCGAAUUCCGAUCGUAUAUUCCCCUUACCGAGCCACCCCUUCACUAAUACCAACAGAACUACGGUUGAUGAUCUUCGCCCGCUGACAAGUAACAGAUCACGCACAGAACAAUCUCAACCACAUGAAGAUCUCUAUCUCGAAGAGCUUCGAGUCGUCUCGCAUGGUGAGAUCAAGUCAGGCUGGAAAUCAGAUUUCCUGGGUGAAGGCCGUAUUGAGUUGGUGGCAGAAAUUUCAGCUAUGGAUUGUUCUACAGGCUUACAGAGACAUGUUAUGCAAGCCUCUUCCACGGAUCCCAAACAGGACGAGACCCAGGAAGGGCUAAGGAAUGGAGCGAACAUCUCAUGCGAUAUAGACGACCCUGCAUUAGGAGUGUUCGUGAACCAUGUGCUUGUCGUGGAAGUCGUUGUGGCAGAAGAGUUAAUUCAUGUUUCAAGACAAAAAGCCCAAGGCGACAGUCUUAUGCCAAUAGACUCCUCAACAUCGAUCAAUUCUAGUACCAACAUCAAGGAAACCCAGGUUGGUGUACCCACUGGCGCUGCUAGAGUUUUACGGAUGCAAUUUAAGAUGAACGUUACCGAAAGAUCAGGACUUGGCAUUGCAUGGGAUGACGAAGUUCCGCCAAUGUAUGAGGAUGUGAGAGCCUUGAGCCCUCCUACGUAUCAGAAGCUGGCCUCUGAUACACCGCUCCUGAGUUACGCCAAUACGCCCGUAAUUGGUGGAUCUCGCCAAAUACCAGCGAUACUUUAUGGCCUUGGAGACACACCCAAUGCUGGGUCUUUUUCUCAAAUCAUGAAUUCGGAGUUGAGCGACUUGGACGAGCAACUAUAUUUGUCAGAUAUGAUGCAGCCUCAAGCUAGCAGACGGCAGCCGCUGUUCCACUUUGAUGAAGACUAUGAUACUCCAAAAAGCACCGGCAAUAAACCGCAUCCCAUCAAUACGUCAUCUGCCCGGCUCAAUGUCCUGCUGCUAUCCAGAACAGCAUCCAACCAGACAGACUUCUCCAACAUCAACAGUGUCUUACAGUUUCCCAUUGAAAACUCGCAUUCAUACUCUUAUGCCCACUUGUCCCCUAACUCGUUGGCAUUACGACUCAAUGUGUUGAAGAGAUCGUUGGAGAUCUUGAAUGAGAGGCCCGACUGGUUCAAGUCUAUGAAGUACGAGUCGCCAAAUAACAGUGAUGAUGAAAGCACCCCUGCUGACAUAGCUCCUUCCUGGAACCUUCCGCAGCCACAGCCAAUAUCAGAGAACGGGCCUCGCCGUGUUUCCGCUCGCCUGGUGAUGUAUCAUGAUGCUUCUCGCAAUACUAGUGGUGAUAGUAUAAACCUUAAUCCUGAUCGCUACAAAAUCCGUUCAAAUGCAUCCUCCGCUGCUUUAUCUGUACUCUUUAGACCUCAGAUGGUCAGAGCAGAUAGUUUGCCGGCUUCUCGCUUCCCUUCGCUGAGCCUGAUUCGAAACGAGUUUAAGACACCCGAUUCUGGUCUUUCUUCGUGGAAAACUGAAGAGGCUAAACUACUUCGGGAGAUCUCAUCUCCUAGCGAUACUAUGUUGAGUGAUGAUUUGAAAGAUAUCAUCCAACUCCUUGAGAAUGAUACUUCGGAACUCGACAAUAGCACAGAAAUAGCAUCUACCCUACACGAUUUGUCAUUAUCAUCUGGUGAACAUGAACACCAGGCAAAGCAAAAUAUUUUAAAGACCAAGCUUCUUUUAGCUUUGGCUACUCCAUUUGUUGAGUCCGCAUCACUGACUUCCUCGCUUCUAGACUCAACCGCUCCACCUUCUGCGGCUUCGAUUAAUACCCCCAUGGUUAGCACUUCUACUGCAUCGCUUAAUUUACUUAAUUCCCUUAAUCUGCCGCAAAACCCAACUCCAGGAAAUCGUCCGUUCCAUGUGCUCUCGCUGGGUAAGCACUCGUCACCCCAAUCCGUCUUUACCGUCGAAGACAUCACUCCAUGGAACUUGAAAGCUGCAAAUGACUUGGCCUGUUUGAUGUUUGGUGUGCUGAAGAAUAUGAUUAAGAAUCUUACAUUGAUGGAUCUUAUCGCUCCUCAAUUCAGACAUUUUGUCACAGAAAGAUUGACCAAGUCCAUGUCUGCUUCAUUAGACAAGAACAAAGCUAAUGAUCUGUGUAUCAUAUUUGCAGGAGAGAUCAUUGCCAUUUCAAGACAGGCCGACCACGCCUUCGCUUGGACAUCCAUGUGGGCGAAGAAAAGAGGUAAUUUGAUUAUUUGCAUGUUUGAACAGAUUCCUUGUGACGCUUUUGAUAUCGUCGUGCUGUGUGAUAUCGAUAACUACCCUUCAGCACAGUAUGGUAUUACAUCAGUACAAGAAAUUGCUGGAAAACUUCUUAAUCCUCACUGGAAGGAUCUGCUGAAGACGCUUGAGCAGUUUUCGAAUUCACUUGACCACGAGCUUGCAGCGCUGGCUUCAAGCCACAAGAAGGAUACUGAUGCCUGUGAUUGCCGCGACAGUGACAAGAUUAACAAGUUACGGUACUUCACCCUUCAGGUACGUGAGGAUAAUAUACCAUGCGCUGUGACAUCUUAUCCACUCGAGAUCAAUGAUGACAAGUACGAGAUCAAGCUCAAAUUCCAUUCCAUGCCUUAUAUUGCUGGUAUGUUUGUUGUCAACUUUUCUGACUUUGAGAUCCUUUCGAGCAAUAAUGCCAUCGCUAAUAACCUUUUCGGAAAGUCUUCAGAGGAAAUACUUCAUCACAGCAUCAACGAAAUCAUACCCGACUUCACAGAGAUUUUCAGCACGGGUAUGGGUGACCAGAGUGAAACAAUCAACGUUGUUCCCGGCUUGGUUUUGCCCGAACAUUUUUUCAGAAAGUAUGAUGCUGUUCUUAAACACAGACAAGCGCAAGAGACGCCCAUGGAGGAGUUGUUCUUCAAGUCCAAGGGAAUUUCUGGUCUCCACAGGGAUGGUAAGAAGCUUUGCAUUGACGUUCAGCUUCGAGUCAUACUGAGCGACAUCUUCGUUCUUUGGGUGACCUACUCUAGACAUUCCAAGAAUAUUGCGAAUGAACUCGACAAACUAACCAGAAGUGCUUCCUCGAGGUCUUUGAGCACAAGUCCAAGACAGAGAAGUAAUUCAGAUGUUCUGGGGAACGAUUUGCCCUCUCAGCUUCGUUUGUUUCCAGAGAAUGAAGAUGAUCUUAUGGAGCUUGGUCAUACUAGCCCGCAUAUCAGCCGUGCUAGCAGUACAAGGAGACCGAAGAAAGCCAACACAUUCUCUAUUCCUGUCACGUACUUGAGUCGUGAUUCUGAUACAAACUCAUUAAAGGUGCCCGAUGGAUCUAAGCCCUCUUCCUCCAAUAGAUCAGUAUCAGCUGGCGGAAGUCAAGGAUCGGAAACUAGUGAUUCUCAACUGAAUAGCAAAGGAUCUGAAUCUGAACCUACAAGUUAUUCUAAUACCUCCUACGAUCCACAUUAUACCCGGUUUACCGAAGAGGAACUACUCCAGCUUGAAAAUGAAGAAUUGAAGCAAAAGAUGAAGCGUUCCAAAGAGUGGCCCACAUCUGUUGGGGCUAAGAGACGGACGAAGAAGUUUGAAGAGUUCAAAGUACUCAAGAAGCUUGGGGAAGGUGCCUAUGGCAAAGUUGUCCUUGCUGAGCACAAGCAAGAUCCUUACUACAGAAUAAUCAUCAAAUGCAUUGACAAGCAAAGGAUCUUGGUUGAUACGUGGGUGAGAGAUCGCCAAUUAGGUACUAUCCCUUCUGAAAUCCAAGUUAUGGCUACCCUUAAUCAUGAACCGCACCCUAACAUUAUGCGGAUCAUAGAUUACUACGAGGAUCCCAAUUACUACUACUUGGAGACGCCAAUCUUUGGAGAUCCCCCUGCCAUCGACUUGUUUGACUACAUUGAGGUGAAGAAAGACAUGACUGAAAUCGAAUGCCAAUAUAUCUUCACGCAAAUCGUCAAUGCCAUCUACCAUUUGCAUAAAAAGGGCAUAGUUCAUAGAGAUAUCAAAGACGAAAACGUCAUUGUCGAUGAGCGUGGGAUUAUCAAAUUGAUCGAUUUUGGAAGUGCUGGAUACGUGAAGCUGGGACCUUUUGAUGUCUUUGUCGGUACCAUUGAUUAUGCCUCUCCUGAGGUAUUGAGAGGUGAAAAGUACGAAGGUAAGCCUCAGGACAUAUGGGCGCUAGGCAUUUUGCUCUACACCAUGAUAUACAAGGAGAACCCAUUUUACAAUGUGGACGAGAUAAUGGAAGGAGACUUGAGAGUGCCAUAUGUUGUGAGCGACAGGUCCUUAGCCUUGAUAAGGAAAAUCUUAGUGAGAGACAUCGAUGAGCGUCCGACGAUCACUGAUAUCAUUGAGGAUGAGUGGUUAGACAUUUGA